Molecule: messenger RNA, 3605 nt
Organism: Cotesia glomerata
Lineage: Eukaryota; Metazoa; Arthropoda; Insecta; Hymenoptera; Braconidae
Exons: 4
Coding region: 392-3160 (922 amino acids)
Source: RefSeq, a predicted model, not a curated record
GUAUGCUACUCUCGCCAGUUCGAAAGCAACCUUCGUUACUACCGCGUCCAUUUAAAAUUACAAAACUUUUUUUAACAGAUAUAUUUUUUACACAACUCCAUGUUGUGAAUUCCCGACUCCAUACGCGAUUUCUUAAACUCACUCGGGCUAGUUUUGAUAGUUUCUAUCAAAAACAUUACAAUGGAUUCACCCGUGGAUUUUUAAAUUUAUUUAUUAUUAAACCCAACCCGUGUUUAUGUUUUUUGUUCCCACACACAUCACUAUGUAUUUUUGAAACAUGUGGUUACAUAAAAUAAGAAUGAAAAGUUUGCUCAACUCUAUUUUGUAGCUUUGUUAAUUGUUUUAUGUUUCAUGUUGGUUUUGGAAAUUAUAUAUUUUUUUUAAAUUAAUAAUGAAGUUCCUUAAAGUGUUUGGUGUGAAAUACGCCAGUGUUGUGAAUUUAUUCUUGGUGUUUGUGUUUGUAAUAGUCUUAGGACAAGUUUAUCAUGCUAACGGGGAAUCCGAAAAAGUUGGAAUAUGCGCUAUGGCUGGAUGCAAUUGUACCAUUGUUGCCAAACAUUGGGUUAAUGUUAAAUGUAUUUUUACAGAUUAUGAGGAAGUAGAAUUACAUGAAGGGUCAAUUCCAGCUGACGCAUCAGAUGUCUCAGUGUCUCGUUGUCGCGAAUUGAGGAUCCACUCAGGAGCUUUUACAGGCGGUCCUCAACUAAAAAGAGUUCACGUGACGGGAAUACACAGUGUUGUCGCUAAAACUCAGGCAUUUCACAAUAUUAGCGCUCCAAAUCCACUCUUGGAAGUUACCGAAUGCAAUCGAGUUGUAUUGGAGUCUCAGGCGUUCAAAAACGCACGUGGAACGCUUUCAGUGUCUAUAUCAAGAUGCAAGCACGUUGAGAUAAAGCCAAAUGCCUUCUCUUGGUUACUCAGAUUCUCGAUUAGCCAAGUUCCUGAUCUUGAAUUAUCGAGCAACGCUUUUAAAUUCGAUGCACCUCCUCACGGUCGUCAUGGACCAGCGACUAAGAUAAUGUUCCAAAGUGUUAAAAUAACGGAGUUGCCAAGUUCAGUAUUUCCGUCAGCAGCUGCUGAGAUUCGUAUGGACGACGUUUGGACAAAAGUUAUUCGCAAGGAUGCUUUCUGCGCGUUGCUAUUUCUCGGAGUUAGAAUAAGCAAUGCGUCAAUAAACGACAUCGAGUAUGGAGCGUUCAACGACAAAACUCUAAUUCAUAAUUUCGAAUUAAUCGACGUAUCACUACGAAAUAUCAAAAACGGAUCCUUCCGAGCUGCAUUUAACAACUUUACAAUUCAAUAUUCGAGGGUAGACUCAAUCGAAAGCGGAGCAAUAGACAUUUCAGCAGCAGCAAUAGCCUUCAACAACAACGAAUUUCACUUGCUCGAAAAAAAGUCAAUAACCUUGAAACAAUGGAGCAAGAUCAUCGUCGACCACAACCACUUUAUCGACAUAGCCGAGGAUGGAAUCGUCGCGGAUGAAAUCGCUGAAAAAACCCCAGAACAGCAGCUUGAAUUCUCGUUCCGCGGCAACAGAAUUAACAAAGCUGAGAAAAAUUCGCUGCGAUUCGCUUCAAUCAGUGAGAAGUCCAACAUAAACAAUGCGACUGUCGGAAACAACUACUUCGAAAAAAUGUGCAAUUGCUUCAUUGAGAACUACAUCCGUGAAAUAACCGGGAGGAACUCUUCCGUGGAGUGGAUAAUGAAGUCUAGUUACUGCAUCGCCGGAGACUGGUUAGGAAAUUGUUUGAAAAUCCCUCAGGGUUACUUAGAAAUGGGGAAUUUCACGUCAACGAUCUGCAGCCCGGAGGACAACGUAGUUUGCCGUGAGCCCUCGGAAAAGCCUACAUCCAGUGUGAGUCCACCCAGCGUAGGUCCACACGUUUAUCCUCGACAGAACAGCUUUUUCGACGUCGAAAUGAGCGACUCUGAACAAUUGGAACGCGAAAAACGGCUGAUAGUAAUUGUUUGCGUAGCAGCUGUUUUUGUGAUAAUCGCAAUCAUCCUAACGUCUGGAAUUCUCUACAUGCGCCGCCGUGGCGUCUGCCCAAAGCUGACCUCCGGCCAUCUUAUGAACCUGACGAAUUCGUGGCUGUCACCUAACAGCGGAAUGACCGCAGCUACAUCAGCUCGUUCGAUUUCGCGGCUCAGUAUUAAUGAGUACGCUGGAUUGAGGCCAGAAAUGCGGACUUUGAACGAAAAUGAACAAAAUGACAACCUUCAAGAAAAUGCAGAUGUUCUGACCGAAGAAGGCUUCACUUAUACGGAAAACAAAGCUUCUCAAACGCUGCCAGAAGAACUGACCGAGGAAUAUUUAAGGGAACUACGUGACCGACUUAACGACCCGGAUAAUUACAGCCAGGCGCGUGACAUGAUUGAGCACCUUUAUGAUCUCAUAAAGGUGGAGGAAAGUUGCAAUAACAAUAAUGAGAGACCUGGAUCUUGUGGGCUCAAUGAUGAGGAGAAUACUUACGAUAUAAUUGCUCCGCGAAUUCGCAGACCGCGGAACCAAAAGCCUACUACGGAUAUGGGCACAAAAGUGCCGUCUUUGGAGAAAUUGUUGCCAAGUGAGCAUUCUAUUGUCAAUAGACCGGCUAUUGCUGAGUACACUGAGCCAAGAGACCUGAGAACUAGUGAUCAAAAUCAUCUUUACGCAGAAUUACCCGGAGAUGAAACUGUGCCAAGCACUAGCAGACUUUCACAGCCGAUUUUAGCGGCUACUUUGGCUGCCGCUCGAGCACCAUUACCACUGCCACCAGAUGUUGUUAAUGAUCAUCUUAUUAAUAAUAAAAGUAGUUGUAAGAGUAGUAAUAAUGAUAGUUGUAGGAAUAAUAAUAAUUAUGAAAGACAGUAUUUAGAUCUGGAUGUUGAGCAUCCUUAUCAGGAAGCUAUUAACGAUAAAAGACACCAGUCUAAGUCGUUGUUCUUCUUUAAAGCGCUUGGCGAUAGUUUGAAGGGUAAUAAAAUGAGUAAUAAUAAUAAUUGUAAAGGCGUAAGUCUGUUUGCGGAGUAUGCUGAUCCGAAUGACGUUACCGCGCAUCUUUAUUCAGAACUGCCGGAACCACAGGGCUCCUCAACGCCUGUUAGUAAAAUGGCAAAUCGACCGCUUCCGAUAAAACCAGACCAAGAGAAUGUUACUAUUAAUUUGGCCAGGACGUGAGUUUAAACUACCGACAUGUGUGCCAAGCUUUAUUGUCUGUGAUAAAAUCGCUUUUUUAUCUUGAUUACUUUAUCGUUUAUUGUAAUUAAAAGUUUCACCGAGGAAAGUUGUCCGGUUUUUCCUUGAAAUAAAUAAAAUUAAUCUGUUGGAUUGAUUGAUUUAUUGAUUAAGGGACUAGUGUAUGAUUGGUAUUAAUUUCAAGUGAUUUGUGAACUCGACUUGUUUAUCGGUUGAGUGAUUUAUUUCUAGAGGUUAUUCAUUCUUUUUUAUUGUGUAUAAUUGAAUAUUUGGAAGAUUGUUUUCUUUUUCUUUUUUUAUAUUAGUAAAGUUGUAUUCUAUAUCGAUGCAGUAGAACGGCUUUCGAACUGAUUUUCUAACGAACGAAAUAAUAAUUAUAAAUAUCAUAGUAUAAUAUAACUUUUUUAUAACGAAUUACAGUGUAUGU